Molecule: messenger RNA, 2013 nt
Organism: Closterium sp. Naga37s-1
Lineage: Eukaryota; Viridiplantae; Streptophyta; Zygnematophyceae; Desmidiales; Closteriaceae
Source: the annotation of a GenBank genome assembly
AUGACGCUCGGUUUGCGACACGUUCCAGCGGCGUACAGCUCCGGCUCGGAAAGUGAGGGGGAAGAGGAGGGGGGGAAUGCGCAGGGCGGGCGCAAGGCGUGGGGGGGACCUGGCGGGAGGGAGGAUGGCGGAGGGGGGAGAUCGAGAGGCAAUGGGCGCGGACUGGCGCUUGCGCGCUCUGUAGUGAUCGACCUGCUGGCGCGGAGCAAGGAGAGCGUGGAGGAGGUGGUGUCGCCGGUGCUGUCGCGAUUGACCGCUGCGACGCUGUGGGAUCAUAUCCUCCGGGAUUUAGAGCACAGAGGAAACAAAAGACGCGCGUACGAGGUCUUCGAGUACUUGCUCCUAGGGAAGGAGCACCACGGAGUGACCCUCUCCCCGCAGCUCUUCUCCACCGUUAUCACCAUGCUGGGCCGCGACGGGAAGCUGGCGCACGCGCGCGCGGCGUUCGACGCGAUGGCGGCGCACGGCGUGGCGCGCGGCGUGCACGAGUUCACGUCGCUGCUGAGCGGGUACGCACGGCACGGGCUGAUCCGCGAGGCGGUGGACGUUCUGGCGCUGAUGAAGGAGGAGGGGUGCGAGCCGAACGUGGUGACGUACAACGCGCUCAUUCACGCGCACGCGAAGCAGGGCUCCGGAGUUGAUAAGGUGACGGCACUCUUUGAUGAGAUGACAGCGCGGGGAGUGGAGCCGGACGCAAUCACGUACAACACGCUCAUCAACGUGUGUGUGCGCUGCCGGGACGUGGAGCGAGCUCUCACCGUUUUCAACACCAUGCGCCAAGCUGGCUUCUCCCCCAACGUCAUCACGUACACCAGUCUCGUUGACGGGCUGGGCAAGGCGGGCAGGGUGAAAGAGGCCGCGGAGUUGUUCGAGGAGAUGAAGCACUGCGGGCAGGACCCCAACAGCCGCACGUACAACUCCCUCAUCCGCGCAUACGGCGAGGCAGGGCUGUAUGACGAGGCCACGAGCCUCUUCCAGGAGAUGGCGCGCGCAGGGUGCAUGCCUGAUGCAUUCACGUACAACACGAUGAUCAACUUCUAUGGCCGGGACGGGCAGGUGGACGCAGCAGAGGGCGUGCUGCAGCAGAUGCGCACGCAGGGGUGCAUCCCUGACAGGGUGACAUACAACACGCUUAUGGACGCAUACGCCAAGGCAGGCCACCCGGAGAAGGCACAGCACGUGCUGGCAGUGAUGCGCAGUGCGGGCGUGGCCCCGGACCUCUACACAUUCAACAUCCUGCUGGAAGCUGCUUCUAAGACCCGCACCAUUGAAGACGCAGAUAGGAUCUACGAGGAGAUCAGUCGCAGUGGGCUGAGGCCCAACCUGGUGACGUUCACAGCGAUGAUCAACGCGUAUGGUCGCAUGGGGCGCCACGAGGAGGCGCAGGAGGUGUGGCGGGAGAUGCGAGCGGCGGGCUGUGUGCCGGGCGGGCAGGCGUACACAGGGCUCAUCAAUGCUUAUGCCCGCCAUGGGAUGUAUGAGGAGGCGCAGCGUGUGUUUGAUGAAGCGUGCCGGGUGGGCAUAGACCCGGACCGAGUGUUUGACGAGGCGUGCCGGGUGGGAAUAGACCCGGACGUGCGCACGUACACGCAGCUCAUGGACGCAUACGGCCGCGCCGGCCAGUACCGCCGCGCCGAGUCGCUGCUCUCCCUCAUGCAGCGCGCCGGCUUCGUUCCCGAUGCGCUCGCUUACGCCGUGCUCGUCCGCGCGUUCGCCGUGGCUGAUCGAUUCGAGCUGGCCCUGGGUUACUUUGAGCAUGUGUUGAGGGAUGCGAACCCGGAGAGUCCCCUGUGCCAGCAGCUUAUAUCGGACUUUGGGUCGCUUUAUACCGCGUAUACAGGCAAGAAACUGGAUGUGGUGCAGAAAAGUGGUUCAGCUGGCGGCAGCGGUGGUGUAAACGGGGGUGGGUUGUCAGUGCAGAGUAUAGGCAGCAGUGGCGGUGGGAUAGGAGCGGGUGUUGGGAGUGUGGCAAGGCCGGUGCUCCCUGAAGGGGGUGGGUUGGGAAGAGGAUGA